AGCCUCUAGCCAGUAAGCCGUGUCUACUCGUGCCUCGGUUACGUCCAGUGUACUUGUUUUGCUGCACAUAUUGUGUUUAUUUUUGUUUUAGUACAACUUGUUUACAUGUGCGUUGGAAUUGUAGAGGUUACACUAGGUUCAUUCGAAUUGUGGAGGUUACACUAGGUUCAGUUGCAUUGUGUAAAAAGAAGUGCCUCAGUUACAUUGUUUGAAUAUCUGUGUUGAAACGGUGUUUAUUUUUGUGUUAGUCAUGUCGUGUUUACGUUCUACCCGGAUGAGUUUCGACUUGCUUACAUGUGUCUCCACCACAUCUUAAGUUCGCGACUACAUCCCGCCCAUGCGACAGGUACGCUUCCUCCACCUUUGACCCAUUUCGUUAUUUUUUUUUUUUAAUUUAUUUAUUUAUUUAAUUUUUUUUUGCAGCUAUAUUUCUCAUGAAUCUGCCUCGUUGUGUCUCCACUGACAAAAAGUUCGGAGUUAACCUGACAUUGGAAGUCCCCGAGAAAGCGUGCGACUGGCUGAAAAGAAACAAUAGCAGCACGCGCAGGCCAUUCUUCCCCUUCCCUUCAACUCUCACCUUUACCUGUGCAGGUGACGUGUCUUUUUACUGCCGGUGGCACAGCCGGGAAGUCAGUGUCAAAUGUAACGUCCUGACAGCUCUCUCAACAUCCUUGUCGUCGAGAAAUACAUCUUGAUGUAGAAGAAAAGCUUGACCGUGGAAAUAUUGUCGUUGCAUGUCACUGGUUGAAAGAAGUGGCUUCUGUUGACAUUACAAGGGGUCACGUUCCUGAAACUGCCACAAAACUGCGGCAGUGUCUUUGCUUGAUCCUAACAUAACAGCUCUUGUACUGGCCGCCAUCACCUCUGCUCACUACUAAUGGAGGAACACAAAGAUUCUGCCCCAGUGCCUGGCGACCGCAUUCCUCCGAACCCAGCAUUAGAUCAACAGGUGGCUGACCCGGCAACAGGAAGGGAACAAGACACCAAUGAAAAGAGUGAAGAGGAAAACAACAUCAACAAAAACACAACGAAGUGUGCGGGCUACGCUAACCUCGCUUUCCAAGCGGAUGUAAAGACAGGAGAUAAUUUCAAAGAUAAUGGAAACGAUUCCAACGGCAUCGAACUACUGAAAUGGAACAGCAUUGGUGAACAAAAGAUGAGCUGUGCUGAUGACAAGAAUUCCAACGACGUGAAGGUAAUCGUGGGCAAGGCAGAUGACGUCGAAGGCGAAGAAGAAGCAGUUGUUGUGACAGAUGACGAGGACGAAGGCGAUGGGUGUGUCGUGUUCAGGAUGUUAGAGCUUGUGAAAAACGCCAUGUGGACACACAGAGAGUUCGUCAAAAAGAUCUGCUGCGUGAUCGUGUUCCUGUUGUUCCUCGCAUACUCCGGCUACUGUCUGUACCGCAACUGGGGGAGCGAAGGGGGCUACCGACUCCUGCUGCUGGUCUGUUUUGUCUUGUACCUGACCCUAGGGUACCGCUUAGUGAAGCCUGUGGUCAGGGUCGUCACCUCAGUACAUGUGCAGCCUCAAAGAGUCAAGUUUCUGCGGAAAGUAUUUCGAUGGGCGUGCUAUGUGGCAGGAUGUGGAGGGGCUGUGGCGUACAUCGCCAUCGACAUCGCACCUCGUCAGCCGCGAAACCUUCUCGCACUGGGAGGCAUCUGCUCCAUCGUCAUCAUCGGCUUCUUAAUCUCCACCAAUCAUCGAAUGGUCAACUGGCACGCGGUGUUUUGGGGGAUCGUGCUUCAGUUCUACUUUGCCAUCUUUCUUUUACGCAGUCCGGUGGGUCGCGAUCUGUUUAAGUGGAUCGGCGAUCGAGUUAUGGAGUUUAUUCAUUACACGGACUCAGGAUCUCGUUUCAUCUUUGGCGAGGCUUUCAUGAUGCACCGUUUUAUUUUCCAGAACAUGCCGGCCGUCAUUUUCCUCAACUCCAUCAUCGCUUUAGGCUACUACUAUGGUGCAAUACAGACUGUGAUAGCUACCUUCGGCAAGUUCCUUGCCAUGUGCCUCGGUACUUCGCCCCUCGAGUCCGUCAACGCUGCUGCCAACAUCUUUCUCGGCCCAACCGAAGCUCCCCUUGUAAUCAAGCCUUUCAUCGAGAAGGUGACCGUGUCCGAACUCUUCGCCGUCAUGACAGGAGGACUGGCCAGCAUUGCUGGAUCCGUGCUAGGGACACUGGCUAGCAUAGGGAUUCCAGCCAAUCACCUGCUGGCAGCCAACGUGAUGUCAGCUCCAGCGGCCUUAGCCGUGGCCAAGCUGAUGUGUCCACAGUCACGAGGGGACAAGAUUCUUACCGGCGACAGUGCUUACAAAAUAGAUUUUGGGGCCUACAGUAACGCACUGGAAGCGGUGUCGCGGGCGGCAGUGGAGGCGGUGAAAAUUGUCGCCACUAUCUGCGCCAACAUCCUUGUCUUCAUCGCGCUCCUGCAGUUCGCAGACCGCACGGUGGAGUGGUUCGGCGAUCAGGCUGGUGUGCCUCAUCUCACCUUGUCGCGGCUGCUGUCUUAUCUCUUCUACCCACUGGCCUACCUGACUGCCACCGACACUGAGGACGUCUUCGUUAUUGGUCGACUGAUCGGAGUCAAGAUUCUAACGAAUACACAGCUGGCUUACAUGCAGGCAGCUCAGAUCGCCAACAACACACUGAUACUAACAAAAUAUAAAGAGCUACACCCAAACGGAACGUGGUAUUACAACGGCGAUGACGUCAUCCUGGACGCCUUCAACCAGACAUUGACUGGGGGCGUCAUGACGGAAAGAUCGUUAGUCCUGUCUACCUACAUCCUAUGUGGGUUUUCAAAUUUCUCAGCGAUGGGCGUCACCUUGGGGACGCUAUCGGCAUUGGCGCCAUCUAGAUCAAGGGACGUGCUCAGAUAUUUAAUUCGAGCAGGUAUCGCGGCCAACCUCGCCUGCAUCCUCACCGGAUGUGUUGCCGGUAUGUCUGAUAUGUUCUACUCUUCCUUCUUUCUAUUUUGUCUCUAGCACACGCAACCACACGCACACACACGAGCGAGCAAACACUACAUAAUUUAGAAGUCUCGAAACCUUUUAUUUUUUUAUUGCAAUUUUAACUAGAUAAUUUACUUACACAUACCAACAGACUUGUAACUAACAUAAUUAAAUUGUUCUCUCAAUUUAUGCGCCUGCACUUACAAUCCAAUAUUUAUGUCUCUGGGUGUUGUAUCUGUCGUUCACUUAUUUUUUUAAUCACUCUUUGAGACCAGUUCUCAAGAUGAAACUACCAGUCAUCUGCUAAACAGUUGUCUGAUGAUCUCUGGAACUACAUAAGCAUUUCAUAAUUGUAUGAAUUAAAAUUUUUUUGAGAUGUUGCAAAGCCCAGUAUCUGAUUUACUUUACAUUAAAAUAACUUUAGGGUUAGUCCCUGUGUCGUGCAUACAUAUGUGUUUGGGUGUGCAUUAUAGAUAUCUUCAAAAUUUUACACUUUUUCAUCGUGAUUGGUGGGUUUUCCUCCCUUUCGUGCGCAGUGCCACGUGGUAUUCGGGCUUUUAUAACCGAUUCUUAAAUAUUUAAAUAUCUCCAAUAGACUUGACAAUGUUAUAUAUAUAUGUGUGUGCUGUUUUGAAGGUUUGGUAUACAUCUGACCAUGGCUAACUGGACAACACCCUAAGAGAAGACAAUCGUCAUCAUCACUGUGUCAUAUUUUGCAUAUACUAGUUAUAAUGUAAAUAUUUGUUUGUUUACAAAUAAAUAUAAUGAACUCUUUUA
This is a messenger RNA of Pomacea canaliculata, 3724 nucleotides long. RefSeq names its product solute carrier family 28 member 3-like. Gene Ontology annotation, biological process: nucleoside transmembrane transport. The coding region runs from base 878 to 2980 and encodes 700 amino acids. Gene Ontology annotation, molecular function: nucleoside:sodium symporter activity. Gene Ontology annotation, cellular component: membrane. NCBI's taxonomy places the organism in Eukaryota, Metazoa, Mollusca, Gastropoda, Architaenioglossa, Ampullariidae. The transcript has 12 exons. The record is from RefSeq and is a predicted model, not a curated record.